Molecule: messenger RNA, 902 nt
Organism: Eurytemora carolleeae
Lineage: Eukaryota; Metazoa; Arthropoda; Copepoda; Calanoida; Temoridae
Product: glutamate receptor ionotropic, kainate 5
Exons: 12
Coding region: 295-855 (186 amino acids)
Biological process (GO): synaptic transmission, glutamatergic; modulation of chemical synaptic transmission
Cellular component (GO): plasma membrane; postsynaptic membrane
Molecular function (GO): transmitter-gated monoatomic ion channel activity involved in regulation of postsynaptic membrane potential; glutamate receptor activity
Source: RefSeq, a predicted model, not a curated record
CUCCUAUCGCAGAUUUAGCAAUAGCGGACUUAACAAUUACCUCCCAGCGGAACAAUGAUAUUGAUUUUACUAUGCCGUUCAUGAAACUGGUUUUCGCGAGACUAAUAUCUUAAGCCCAGGCAACAGCAACAAAUAAAAUGUACAGGCAUAUCUGUUUUGUAUCAGGCUCCACGGAUAGUUCCUCCAAAACUAUUUUCAUUUUUAGACCCGUUUAGUUCUACAGUUUGGAUAUAUGUUGGAGGAGCAUACCUUCUAGUUUCUCUUUCACUGUUCUUUGUUGCCAGGUUUACUCCAAUGGAAUGGGUUCUGUUAGAUCCCUGUGAUAAAGCUGAGGAACCAGAUAUAAUAGAACAGGAACUGUAUGUGAAUCAUUGCCUGUGGUGGGCCUGGGCAACUAUAAUGUGGAUGGGAUGUGAAGUGGCCCCAAAAGCAAUGUCAACUCGAAUGAUGGCUGGAAGUUGGUAUCUAUUCACCUUAGUUAUGGUAUCUAGCUAUACAGCUAAUCUAGCAGCUUCAUUAACAGCUGAAAACAUGGUCUCACCGAUAUCCACAGCUAAGGAUCUGGCGCAUCAGACUAGUAUUGAGUAUGGAUGUGUUCAAGGGGGGUCAACUUGCAGCUUUUUCCAGAACUCUGAUGAUAGUUCCUAUGCGAUGAUGUGGAACUAUAUGGUCACGCAUCCAACUGUAUUUUCAAGGUCAAACCCUGAGGGAAUAGAGAGAGUUGUUACAACUAAUGGAGGUUGGUGGAGAACUAGACCAGAAAUCCUAUGGAAUAGGACUCCGAAAGAAUUCGCCAUAUUUAAACCAACUGAACAGGGCUAUUCUGUUACUGCAAGAGAGCGGUGUUCUUCAUAAACUUAAGAUAAAAUGGUGGAAACAAAGAGGGGCUAAAAAUUGUGAGG